AUGGCGGUCACGGAUGCGCAAAACCCUCUCCUUGGAGAAACAACUUGUGGCACUUUAUUGCAAAAGCUCCAGGAAAUCUGGGAUGAGGUUGGUGAAACUGAUGAGGAACGGGACAAGAUGCUUAUUCAAAUAGAACAGGAGUGCUUGGACGUGUAUAAGAAGAAAGUUGAGCAGGCUGCGAAGUCAAGGGUACAGCUUCUUGAGGCCUUGUCAGACGCCAAAAUAGAACUUGCUUGUCUUCUAUCAGCUCUUGGAGAAAAAAGUUUUGCAGGAAUUCCUGAGAAGACUUCAGGAACAAUCAAGGAACAACUUGCAGCUAUAGCACCAGUACUUGAACAUCUGUGGGAACAGAAAGCAGAGAGAGUAAAGGAGUUUUCUGAUGUACAGUCACAGAUUCAAAAAAUAUGUGGUGAAAUUUCUGGGAACUUAAAUAUCAAUGACACUCCUGCAGUUGAUGAAGCUGACUUAUCCCUAAAGAAGUUAGAUGAAUAUCAUGCUCAACUUAAAGAGCUUCAAAAGGAAAAGAGUGAUAGGUUGCACAAGGUCCUCGAGCUUGUGAGCAGUGUGCAUGAUCUCUGUGCUGUCCUUGGGAUGGACUUCUUCAGUACAGUAACUGAUGUUCAUCCAAGCUUAAAUGACUCAACUGCUGUGCAAUCAAAAAGCAUCAGCAAAGAUACAUUAGCAACACUUGAUAAAACAGUCUUAGUGUUAAAAGAAGAUAAGAAGCAAAGGCUUCAUAAGCUUCAAGAGCUGGCAAAUCAGCUUAUUGACCUGUGGAAUCUGAUGGAUACUCCAAUGGAAGAAAGGAAAUUGUUUGACCAUGUUACCUGUAACAUGUCAGCUUCCGUUGAUGAAGUGGCUAUCCCGGGAGCUCUGGCUCUGGAUCUGAUUGAGCAGGCUGAGGUUGAAGUUGAAAGACUUGAUCAGUUAAAAGCCAGCCGGAUGAAAGAAAUUGCCUUCAAAAAGCAAGGAGAGCUUGAAGAGAUAUAUGCACGAGCUCAUAUAGAGAUAGAUCCAGAGGCUGCUCGAGAAAAGAUUAUGGCACUCAUUGAUUCUGGGAAUGUUGAGCCUGCUGAGUUACUGGCUGACAUGGACAAUCAGAUAUCAAGAGCCAAAGAAGAGGCUCUAAGCAGAAAAGAAAUUUUGGAUAAGGUUGAGAAAUGGAUGUCAGCAUGUGAGGAAGAGAGUUGGCUAGAAGACUACAAUCGGGAUGAGAACAGGUAUAAUGCGAGCAGAGGUGCACAUUUGAAUCUCAAGCGUGCAGAAAAAGCUCGGAUUCUGGUUAAUAAAAUUCCAGGUAUGUGUAGAAUCAGGAAACCACGGACCUUGGUUGACACCUUGGUUGCCAAAACACGGGCAUGGGAAGAAGAUCGUGGCAUACAGUUUGCAUAUGAUGGUGUGCCUCUCCUUGCCAUGCUAGAUGAAUAUGCCAUGCUCAGGCAGGAAAGAGAAGAAGAGAAACGGAGGAUGAGGGAUCAGAAGAAGUUUCAUGAGCAGCAAAACACAGAACAAGAAGCCAUUUUUGGUUCAAGACCUAGUCCUGCUCGUCCAGUUGGUACGAAGAAGGUGGUUGGUCCCCGUGCAAAUGGAGGUGGUAAUGGAACUCCCAGCAGGCGGCUAUCUCUAAAUGCUCAUCAAAAUGGGAGUAGGUCUGCAACUAAAGAUGGAAAGAGGGAUAAUAGGCUAUCUGCCCCUGUUAACUAUGUUGCCAUAUCCAAAGAUGAUGCUGCCUCCCAUGUUUCUGGCACUGACACAGUUCCUGCUUCACCGUGA
Messenger RNA from Dovyalis caffra, 1773 nucleotides. The record is from the annotation of a GenBank genome assembly. NCBI's taxonomy places the organism in Eukaryota, Viridiplantae, Streptophyta, Magnoliopsida, Malpighiales, Salicaceae.